AUGACUCCGCUAGAUAGGCAAGAUCCCCCUGGUGUUGACUCGCCUUUCUCGAUCGGACUGAUUUGGCUGGCUCUUACCAAUCGAGAGCAGGCAACCCCGGUCAACCCAAUGCCUUUGGUGGUAAUGGGAACCACCUACGACACCCCCGCCGCCGCCUCGAACCGAAUUGCCACCUUAGUGCAAUUAACUUAUCGGUAUGGGUUCCAACCAAUACCAAAAGAUCCCACGGGCCCGAGUCCGCUCAAUUUUCUUGGAUCGGCAUUGAUAAAGGGCGUAUUCACAUUACCGGAUUUUGAGCUGUUUACCAGUGAUGUGGGGUGGGGGUGUAUGAUCCGAACGUCACAGACAUUGCUUGCAAACGCGUUACUCCGCAGCGGUCAAACGUUCGAACAGGUUGUGGGGCAGUUUCUUGACACUCCGGAGGCACCGUACUCCUUACACAACUUCGUGAAGGUGGCUGGAGAGCUGCCGCUCCAAGUGAAGCCAGGCCAGUGGUUCGGGCCCAAUGCGGCGUCGCUAUCAAUCCUCAAAUUGUUGAGUGAUGAUUUACAUGUUAUCAUUGGCGAGUCUGGUGACGUUCCUUCUACCAUUCCUGAGUUCCCUACUCUCCUUUUGAUGCCGGUAAGAUUAGGCAUUGAUUCAAUCAACAAGUACUACCAUGAGAGCUUACUUCAUCUUCUUUCAUUGCCUCAGCUGGUCGGCAUUGCUGGAGGGAAGCCAUCGGCCAGCUACUACUUUUUUGGCUACGAAGAUCAAGACCUACUAUACUUUGACCCCCAUUCACCUCAAUCGAUUAUUUCCACAUCUGGACAAGAUGCCUACGCGACGUAUCGGCCAUCUGGAUACCAGCGAAGCCAUCUCUCAACCUUGGACCCGUCUAUGAUGAUUGGUGUGUACUUCGGGUCUCAGGCUGACUUUGAUGACUUCAAAUCGCAAUGUGGAGCGAGCAAAAACCGUAUAGUCCACUUCUCCCUGCAAAAGAGCUCCGCUCAAAACUCAGAGUUCGUUCACGUACGUCGAGAUGUCGACGAGUUCGUUGAUCUUGGGGGCGAACCUGGAGAAGAUGACUUUGUCGACUUAGGAUCUAGCGAGCCGCCCGCUCAUGCGGAUGACGCGGUGCUCGUUGACAAGGAGGAUCCAAGCAAAAGUAUCGAUACGCUGGAGGAGUAUGAACCCAUCAACUUGCUGGACAAGCCGGAGACUCAAUAG
This is a messenger RNA of Diutina rugosa, 1209 nucleotides long. RefSeq names its product cysteine protease. The coding region runs from base 1 to 1209 and encodes 402 amino acids. The transcript has a single exon. NCBI's taxonomy places the organism in Eukaryota, Fungi, Ascomycota, Pichiomycetes, Serinales, Debaryomycetaceae. The record is from RefSeq and is a predicted model, not a curated record. Gene Ontology annotation, molecular function: protein-phosphatidylethanolamide deconjugating activity.